Molecule: messenger RNA, 1284 nt
Organism: Setaria italica (foxtail millet)
Lineage: Eukaryota; Viridiplantae; Streptophyta; Magnoliopsida; Poales; Poaceae
Product: ribonuclease 1
Exons: 2
Coding region: 330-1025 (231 amino acids)
Biological process (GO): RNA catabolic process
Cellular component (GO): extracellular region
Molecular function (GO): ribonuclease T2 activity; RNA binding
Source: RefSeq, a predicted model, not a curated record
GCAGAAGCAAUGAAUCCCUCCUUGAAUUGCAAGAUUAUAUCUUCCUUUUUUUUUCUUUUCGUCCCAUUGGAAUAUGCUGUACUUCCAUAGCUAUCGCCAUUGACAUGCAGUACGCGUGCACACCAUUGCUGUGCCUGUGAAUCCACACCUUUCCCUCCCGAUCCCCCACCCAAAGUUUCCUAUAAAUCCGCACCCCCGGGUCCUCGCAAACCUCAUCAUUCAAUCCACCGUCGUCUCCGUUCCAUAACUGCAACCACGCACACAGCCUCGUCGUCGAUCGAUCGAUCCGUCUCCAAGAAUCCCUAGCUAGCGCAGGUCGAGCUCCGGCCAUGGCGUCGGCGCGCCUGUCCCUGGCGGCGGCGAUCCUGCUGAUGGUCCUGGCCGCCGUCGCUCCCGGGCGCGCGGCGCCGCCGGACUACGACUUCUUCUACCUCGUGCUGCAGUGGCCCGGGUCCUACUGCGACACCAGGCAGAGCUGCUGCUACCCCAAGUCCGGCAAGCCGGCGGCCGACUUCGGCAUCCACGGCCUCUGGCCCAACCGCGACGACGGCUCCUACCCGCAGAACUGCAACCCCGACUCCGAGUUCGACCCAUCCAAGGUGAGCGACCUGCUGAGCAGCCUGCGCGCCAAGUGGCCGACGCUGGCGUGCCCGACCAACGACGGGCUCCGCUUCUGGGGCCACGAGUGGGAGAAGCACGGCACCUGCGCCUCCAACGUCUUCGACGAGCACGGCUACUUCCAGGCGGCGCUCCGCCUCCGCGACCGGCUCGGCGUGCUCCGGGCGCUCGCCGCCGGCGGCGUCAGGCCCGACGGCGGCUACUACACGCUGGACCAGAUCAAGGGCGCCAUCCGGGACGGCACCGGGUUCGAGCCCUACGUGGAGUGCAACCGCGACGAGUCCGGCAACAGCCAGCUCUACCAGCUCUACUUCUGCGUCAACGCCGCCGGCGACAGCCUCGUCGAGUGCCCCAUCCUCCCCCGCGGCAGGCCCUGCGGCAGCAGGAUCGAGUUCCCGGCCUUCUGAUCUAGUAGCUGUUUCCGGUUGCUUCAAAGAACGUGUCCUUUUGCUUGCAUUCUCCUGCAAGAGGAUGGUGAUGGAAUUGGACUGUUCAUUUCCCCAAUUCAUGGCUAGUUUUGCAAAUAAAAGAAGUGCUCAUGUGCUGCCAGAGCAAUGGAGCCAAUUCACGUGUAUGGUGCUGAAUCGAUGUAAACAUGACAAGCUGAAUAUUUUCACAUCUGAGAGAUAAAAAUUGAUAAAGCCACUUCGCGUAUAUGGUGCUGAA